AUGUACGGUGGAAACUCUCCCUACGGAGAGAACGCGGGUCAGCUCGCGCAUUCAAAUGUUUGGCGAGACACUUCUGAAGAAGAAAGUUAUGGAAGCUAUUUGGGUCCAACUGCUCAUGGAGUUGGUAAUAAUGACAUUCCUAUGAUGCGUCCAACAAUGACGACUCGGCCUAGUGCUUCUGUACACCAAGACAUUGCUGUUGGUCAAUUGGACGAAUUAAGUGCCACUGGAGUUGGAACUAAAAAGACGUACACGGGUCGAAAAGUUGUGUGGCCUGGUGCACUCUUUCUUCUACUGGUAACGGCAGUGGCCCUCAGCCUCAUUGCCUACUUUGGCGUGCAAGAAUACAAUAGCGCCCAGACGCAACAAUCCCUCACGUUGGCAGCCACUGAAGUGGAUAGAGAGAGGAAGGUUAUGAGUGUCAAGAGCUGUCUACAGCCAGACUACGCAAGUGUAAAUGGCAAGAUUUAUGCUGUCGAUACCAACACGGGUGAUCGAAAACAAAUUGUUUUUACAGGCAUCAAUUGGAGUGGGAUGGAGAAUGCUGAAGGCGUUCCUCAUGGUCUUGCUACAAAACAGAGUUACUUGGAUGACAUUGCUGCUAAUCUUUCGGACAAUGGGUUUAAUGCCGUUCGUCUGCCACUAAAUGCUCAAAUGAUCAUCGACAACUCACCUCCAAACACGAGACUUUUUGUAAAUAGUCUUGACACGGAUCUCAACGUGGUUUCCUACAUUGACAUGAUUAAAAAAGUUGUUCAAGCUCUUGGAAAGCAGCAAAUUGGCGUCUUGCUCGAUAUUCAUAAAAUUAAUCCCAACUUUACAGACGAUACGUCUGAGCACUUGUGGUACACAGAUGAGUAUCCGAUUGAAACCAUCUAUCAAAUGUUUGAGACCUUAGCCUCCGAGCUUUGCGGUGAUCUUCAGUACAAUAUAUUUGGCAUUGAUCUUAAAAAUGAGCCUGUGGGGGGAUGUUGGCCUGAGUCUGAUACGGAUGAAUAUUGUGAUCCGGACGUGAAUUGGCCUCGUGCAGUAGAAGCAAUUGGUGACAGGAUUCUGUCCAUUUGCCCAAAUUGGCUCAUCGUUGCCGAGGGGAAUUAUGCAGUCAAUACUGUGGCUGAAAUUAAUGGCGUAAAUGUGACAUAUAACGAUUGGUACGGUGCUAGUCUCCAAAAUGUCACGGCCAACCCUGUUAUGCUUAUGACGCAAGGUAAACUUGCAUUUGCUCCACACUUUUACUCUCCUAGUGUGUACCCUUCCGCGUACUUUUUUAAGAAGCAAUCUUCAAGUGGAGCUACAGUUUCUGUAACGGAGUAUCCAAACACAACUGAAGGAAAUGCGUUACUAAAAGAUGCUGUGGUAUCUGUAUUGGACAAUGCAUUUGGAAACGCCGUAACGGAAGCUGGUGUACCUACGUUUUACGGAGAGUUUGGUGGUAUCUACGGAUCUGCAGAAUUGCUGGCAGAUCUCACAAGUACACGAGUUAUUGAGAUUAUUAUCGAAUAUGCCAACGAAAAAAACAUGACGGGAGGUUUUGCGUGGGCACUAAAUCCUGAUGGACAUUACGCUUUUAACGAUGAGUAUAAACCCGAUGAUCCGUGGCAAUACGGUCUGUACGCGAACGAUGCUUGGGAUUCUUAUCACCGAGACUUUUCCAUUGGCCUUCAAAACUUGAGAGGAACUGGUGCGUUUCCAUGCUUUGCCAAAUAUACGAGGGUAACGGAAUCAACCUCUGGUAGUGGAAGUGCUACUAUAUCGGUCGAUUCAAUCACAAGAAAUACACCAUCUUCUUCAAGGAAUGCGACGACCCCAACAGUUGCUGCUGUUACGGAUGAAGCCGAGCCGCUUCCACCAGCUGUACCCGCGACGCCUCCAGCAGCUGAAGCCGCGACGCCUCCAACGGCUGAAGCUGUGACGCCUCCAACGGAUGUGGCUCCAGCGCCUGCAACGGAAGCUACUCCAGCGGCUGCGGGUGUAACAGCUACUGCACUUUGA
Messenger RNA from Plasmopara halstedii, 1992 nucleotides. RefSeq names its product cell 5a endo--betaglucanase. The record is from RefSeq and is a predicted model, not a curated record. Gene Ontology annotation, molecular function: hydrolase activity, hydrolyzing O-glycosyl compounds. The transcript has a single exon. NCBI's taxonomy places the organism in Eukaryota, Oomycota, Peronosporomycetes, Peronosporales, Peronosporaceae. The coding region runs from base 1 to 1992 and encodes 663 amino acids.